CAGACGCAUCUGGCGGAAUUGUGUAGUCUUACGUAACACCAUUUGUGUAUCAUGUUUCAUCACAUUGUGUUUGUGGUUACAGGAGGGAGCGAGGAAGUGAGCCUUUUAGAAAGUAGACAUAUCUCCACAGUGUUUGGAUAAGUCCACACCCGAAAGAGGAAGGGCCCUCAUUUGUGAUUGAUCCAAACUCCUCUGACUGUUCUGCAUUGUUAUCUAACCUUUAACUGAGAAACAUCAUGGAAACUGCAGGGAGGCUGAGGGAGUGUUCACAGUAAUUAAGACAGGAAAUCAGUGGUGGGUUUAAAACUUCCAUGAAGUGGAACAACUUCAGAAGGUGAUCCGCUGCAGAGCUGCAGUAGCAUGGAAGGCUGGGGAACCUCUUGUGAUGGAGGAGGUGGAGUUGGCGCCCCCUAAAGGUGGGGAAGUUCGACUUAAGGUUGUAGCAACAGGAAUCUGUCACACAGACUCUUACACACUAAGUGGAUCGGAUCCUGAGGGAGUGUUCCCGGUUGUGCUGGGCCACGAGGGAGCUGGCAUCGUGGAGAGUGUUGGAGAGGGAGUCACCAAGUUUCAACCAGGAGACACGGUCAUACCCUUAUAUAUCCCACAGUGUGGAGAGUGCAAGUUCUGUAAGAAUCCCAAAACCAACCUGUGUCAAAAGAUCAGGCUCACUCAGGGCAGAGGUUUGAUGCCGGAUGGGACAACCCGUUUCUCCUGCAAAGGCAAGAGCCUCUUCCACUUCAUGGGCUGUAGCACUUUCUCCGAAUACACUGUGGUGGCUGAGAUCUCACUGGCCAAAGUGGACCACAGAGCCUCCCUGGACAAGGUGUGUCUGCUGGGCUGUGGCAUCACCACCGGGUAUGGAGCUGCUGUAAACACAGCCAAGGUGGAGGCCGGCUCAACCUGUGCUGUGUUCGGCCUGGGGGCACUGGGUCUCGCUGCAAUCAUGGGCUGUAAAGCAGCCGGGGCAGCUAGGAUUAUUGGAGUGGAUCGCAACCCCGACAAGUUUCAAACUGCUCGAGAGUUUGGUGCCACAGACGUGGUGAACCCGAAGGACCACAGCAAACCCAUCCAAGAGGUCCUGGUGGAGAUGACAGAUGGAGGCGUGGACUACUCCUUUGAAUGUGUUGGCAAUGUAGCAAUCAUGAGGGCAGCACUGGAGGCCUGCCAUAAAGGAUGGGGCACCAGCAUCAUCAUCGGGGUGGCAGCAGCAGGGCAAGAAAUCUCCACCCGUCCAUUUCAGCUGGUGACCGGCCGCACCUGGAAAGGCACAGCUUUUGGAGGCUACAAGAGUGUGGAAAGUGUUCCCAAACUGGUGGAGGAGUACAUGAACAAGAAGCUGAAAGUCGACGAGUUUGUGACUCACACCCUGCCCUUUGAGAACAUCACUGAUGGUUUUGAUCUAAUGCAUGCUGGGAAAUGCAUCCGGGUCGUCCUUCAGAUCUAGAUGCAGAAGAUAUCACUCCAUGUUAAUGCUGCAUACUUUAAUAAAUCACUUUUCACUG
Molecule: messenger RNA, 1505 nt
Organism: Labrus mixtus (cuckoo wrasse)
Lineage: Eukaryota; Metazoa; Chordata; Actinopteri; Labriformes; Labridae
Product: alcohol dehydrogenase class-3 chain L
Exons: 10
Coding region: 386-1447 (353 amino acids)
Biological process (GO): formaldehyde catabolic process
Cellular component (GO): cytosol
Molecular function (GO): S-(hydroxymethyl)glutathione dehydrogenase [NAD(P)+] activity; zinc ion binding
Source: RefSeq, a predicted model, not a curated record